ACCAAACGCCAAAUCAACCAUUGUUGUUUUCCAUUUGCUGGAUGUAUCAAACAAAAGAUUUUUAGCCUCACGUAGUAUCGAACUCGAGUAAAACAAUUCAUUAAAUUAUCCAAAGAUGCAAACUAUCGGUUUAGUACGGUUGUGUAAUCCAUUCCGGCUCCCAGUUGGCACACGCCCUACACUCACUUUGUUUCAACUAAGUUGCGAGCUAAGAACAUCAAGUCAGCUAAAUUAUUGUGCCGGACCAACGUCAAGCCUACCGGAAAGACCAAAACGACCGGCAAACGCUUUCAUAAGAUUCGUCCGAAGCGUUCGCGCUUCGUUAUUGGCCAAAAACCCUAAUGCAACUCCCGGACAAAUUUCUAAAUUAGCAGCAAUCCAAUGGCAGGUACUAGAUCCAGCUUCCAAAUCGAAACUUACCGACGAAUAUAUGAAAGAACAAGCAGUUUGGCUUCAGGAAAACUCCAAAUAUCUCAAUCAACUCACAGACCAGCAGAAGAACGAAAUUCGCGAAGCGCGGGCACAAAAACACGAUGACAAAGUUAAACGCGAGCAUCGUAAGCGCGUGAAGGAACUGGGAAAACCAAAGCGCCCGCUAAAUGGUUUCCUGUUGUAUUGUGCCGAUAAUAAAGCGAUCAAUUUGAGCAAGGAGGAAAACAAAUUAGAAAUUAAGAAAAUGGCAGAAAAAUGGGGUAAGCUGAGUGAUGCAGAAAAAGAACCAUACACUCGACGUGCCGCAGAAGCACUCGUUAAGUUCCACACCGAUCUCUCAAAGUGGGAGGAAGAAAUGAUGGCGCAAAAUAACAUGGACGUAAUUCGUCGCAAAAACGUUAUAAUCCCGCCAAGAAAAGGAACCAGUAAAUCUUUAAGCCGCCAAUAGGAACUCGGGUGUCCCUAUCCAGAUAUCGAUAGCAUGUCCUCACAUAUAAUAACUGAUUCAUCAACAUCUUCGACACCACACCCGGUCCCAGACUGUAAGGGCCUGCCUCAGAAACCGUAUACCGAACCCAUGGAUAGGGACACGGGCGAACCGAGAAAAGUAGAAGUAGAGAAGAGCAACCGGCAAGAGAUGGAGAAUAUAUUUCACACGUCAAAUCAGGGAGCUGCAAAUCAAACGAGUAAGGGGUUUCUAAAAAAGAUAAAGUCGAUUUUCAAGUUCUGACGUUGGUCUCAACGCAAGGAUAUAGUCCUUAUUCGACUUGUUUUAUGGUUAUAUUUUUAAAGCAGCAAAAUUUUGGCAUUUUAUAUUGCCCGGGAGGUCGGGUUGAGUUUACAUAACCUUUAACUCAUCAUUCAUCAUGUACCUACCAUGUACCAUCUAAGAAGUUUGCCAUACACGAAAAGUUGAAUAAAAUCUAAUGUUACUUGAACGACAUGAGAAAA
This is a messenger RNA of Topomyia yanbarensis, 1383 nucleotides long. RefSeq names its product transcription factor A, mitochondrial (gene TFAM). The record is from RefSeq and is a predicted model, not a curated record. The transcript has 2 exons. Gene Ontology annotation, molecular function: transcription cis-regulatory region binding. NCBI's taxonomy places the organism in Eukaryota, Metazoa, Arthropoda, Insecta, Diptera, Culicidae. Bases 116 to 880 code for a protein of 254 amino acids.